Messenger RNA from Medioppia subpectinata, 1308 nucleotides. NCBI's taxonomy places the organism in Eukaryota, Metazoa, Arthropoda, Arachnida, Sarcoptiformes, Oppiidae. The record is from the annotation of a GenBank genome assembly.
GCCGACACAACCACUCCGUCCACUCCCAGCGCCGACUCGUCGGCCAUACCUAUCGGCGACCGGUUGGCCACCGCCUACUCAUGCGGUGACCUGCGGCUAAUGCUGCCCCGAAGACUCACCGCGUCGUUCAUCGAGUUCCAGCACAACGCUCACCGGCGCCGCCGGCGGACCAAAACACACGUCCGCAACAAGUCUUGGUUCCCGAAUCAGCGGCAGAUCACCGGCGGUCUGGUCGACACCGUAAUGAUGACCACCACCGGGAAUCAGCUCCGGUAUCGCGUGCAACAGUUCCGCCACUGUUGGGCGGCGUUGAAAGCGGUGCGACACAAGCGAAUCAGCGUCGAUGUGGGCAACGUCUUGAGCUCAGUGUUGGUGGACAUAGUGCUCGGUGUGAUAACCACGUUGUUUCUGGUGCUAUACUCGUCGCCCAGCUAUUGGUUGGACGCGGCGCUGACCCACACGGACUCACUGGUCAAUGAGGUGCAGUCAUUGCUGAACCUAUUGAUGGGAAUGCCGGCGGGUCUUAAGCUGAACCGACCGCUGAACACAGCGUUGGGUCAGUUCUUCCUGUACCACAUCUACCUGUGGAAGACAUACAUGAUUAUCAUUAAACCCCUGUUCGCCAUCACUGUCGAGACACUGGUCUACUGCGGUGUUCUGGGCUUUACGUGCAUUAUCUCUGUCCUGUCGGAUCUGCUAUCGUUGGCCACGAUUCACAUCUACUGUUUCUACGGCUACGCCGCGCGACUCUACGGCCUACAAGUGCUCGGAUUGUCGGCCCUCUGGCGGCUAUUCCGGGGCAAGAAGUGGAACCAAUUGCGCGCUCGAGUGGACUCGUACUCGUACGGCAACGAUCAGCUCUUCAUCGGCACCCUAUCGUUCACCAUAUUGUUAUUCCUGUUGCCAACGGUACUCAUGUAUUACAUGGUGUUUCUGGUGCUCCGUGUGGUGACCCUCUCCUGUCAGGGGGCGCUCUGCCUGUGCAUUGAGUACAUGAGCUCAAUGCCACUCUACAUGAUAUCGCUAUGGAUAUGCGGCAGUAAGAAAGUGGCCGCACGGGUCAGCUUCGAGCUCAUCACCAGCCCCUGUCUGACCACCACUGCCCCCGCCGGCGAUCAUCCAAGCAAUAGGUCCGCCGCCGCCACUGUGUCCACAGUGCAGCUCCUGUUGCGCACCCAAAAGGUGCCCUUCCGUACGGUAUUGUCCGCCCGUAACGAAGAGAUCAAGUCGUCGCUGAGCGGCCCCCGAGUCUCGUGGUCUGACUUUAUACACUCUGUCAUUUGGGGCCGCAUUAUAUACCCCCUGUAG